AUGUUGCCCCCAAACCAAAGGCCACGCUCGCUUCUGCAGAGGCAUCGAGGCAAGUUGCUUGUCUCGCUGACAGGGAUAGCUGCUCUAUUCACCACAGGGUCGGUGGUGAUGUUCUUCAUUAAGAGGUGGUUGUAUAAGCAGCAGUUGCGGAUUACCGAACAGCAUUUCAUCAAGGAGCAGAUCAGGAGGAGAUUUGAACAGACGCAGGAGGACUCCCUGUACACGAUGUACGAGCUAUUGCCGGUGUGGGAGAUGGUUUUGAACGAAAACGACUUGGAUUUAGACAGUAUUGUCACUCAAUUAAAGGACCAGAAAAACCAGUCCGCCAGAUCAAACGCUGACAAAAGCGCAGAGAGUCUACCGUUGAAGACGAAAGCCGAGUUGUGGAACGAGUUGGAGCUUAAGAGCUUGAUCAAGCUGGUAACGGUGACGUACACAGUGUCGUCACUAAUUUUAUUAACAAGGCUGCAACUAAAUAUCCUGACAAGAAACGAGUAUUUGGACUCUGCGAUAAAGCUGACCAUGGAGCAGGAAAGCUCCAAUAAGCUCAACAAUAAGCUAUAUAACUGGGUCACAUCGUGGUGGAGUAGUCCAGAGGACAACAUGGGCGAUGCAACGGUGGCGAAGAAGACAAAGAAAGAUGGCCAGGAAGCGUAUAUCAACGAGCAAGCUUUCUUGUCGCUGUCGUGGUGGAUUCUAAACAAGGGCUGGCUGAACUAUAACGAAAUAAUUACAGGCCAAAUCGAAAGUGAGUUCAGCGGCAUAAACCCAAGGGAUACUUUAACCCUAGAAGAGUUCAGUUCGCACCUCACCAGAAUCUUCCAGAACAUAAACUCUCAGAUAUUUCAGCAGAAUAAUGAUAGCCUGAUUUCAACUUUCCUACCCAGAAGCUCUGGCGAACAAGAAUUCCUGCUUUCGCAAACGCUCGACCCGCAAGCACUAGCCGGCUUCCACUCCAACACACUGGUUUUCAAACAGCUAAUAAACGAGUUGACUCGAUGCAUCGAGAGCACCGCAACGUCCAUAGUGUUGGAAUCGCUGAUAAACGAGUCGUUCCACUACAUAAUGAACAAGGUCGGAGUGAAAACCAUGGCCAAGAAGAAGCCGGAGCAAGAGGACCAGCAGCACUACCAAAUGGCCGUUUUCACCAUGUCCAUGAAGGACUGCUGCCAGGAAAUGCUCCAAACGGCGGCAGCGUCGCCCCACACCGGCAGCGUCAACGAGUUCUUGGCCACACUAGACUCAGUGCAGCCGCUGGACGACCUGAGCGCCAGCGUUUACAGCAACUUCGGGGUCUCUAGCUCGUACGCCUUUAAGAGCUGA
This is a messenger RNA of Saccharomyces eubayanus, 1323 nucleotides long. It is a transcript of the gene PEX3, whose product is annotated as Pex3p. The record is from RefSeq and is a predicted model, not a curated record. Bases 1 to 1323 code for a protein of 440 amino acids. Gene Ontology annotation, cellular component: peroxisomal membrane. Gene Ontology annotation, biological process: protein import into peroxisome membrane. The transcript has a single exon. Gene Ontology annotation, molecular function: protein-macromolecule adaptor activity. NCBI's taxonomy places the organism in Eukaryota, Fungi, Ascomycota, Saccharomycetes, Saccharomycetales, Saccharomycetaceae.